This is a messenger RNA of Vanessa tameamea, 3651 nucleotides long. RefSeq names its product integrin alpha-V-like. Gene Ontology annotation, molecular function: integrin binding. Gene Ontology annotation, biological process: cell adhesion mediated by integrin; cell-matrix adhesion; cell-cell adhesion. Gene Ontology annotation, cellular component: external side of plasma membrane; integrin complex. NCBI's taxonomy places the organism in Eukaryota, Metazoa, Arthropoda, Insecta, Lepidoptera, Nymphalidae. Bases 64 to 2931 code for a protein of 955 amino acids. The record is from RefSeq and is a predicted model, not a curated record. The transcript is spliced from 21 exons.
AGUGUCAACUUUGUGACAAUUCUGAACUAUUGUUAGUGAUUAUUAGUGUAUUGUUAGUGUAUAAUGUGUAAGUUAAUAGUGUUUAGUGUUGUGAUAGUGUAUUAUUCUUUAUUAUGUGAUGGCAGUGGAAUAUUUAACGAAGAAUCAAGAAUAACGUUUAAACCAGAUGAUAAUUUCUCACAAUAUUUUGGUUACUCGGUCCUAUUUGAUUCAGAUAAGCUUAUAGUUGGAGCUCCCAAAGCAAGAAAUAGAUACAAUACCACGAUCAAUUCUGGACAAGUGUUUUCGUGCGCAUUAGAUAAUCUAAACUUGAAAAAAGUCACGUGUCACCCUUUAGGAAUCAACGAAAAUGUUGAAGAUAUAAUUUAUCGGAGAUCCACUAAACACUCAGAUUUUUUCGAAAAUGAUAUGUGGUUUGGAGCGACGAUAGCCUCAGUACCGAAUGGAAAAUUACUGAUGUGUGCUCCUCGUUGGACCACUCCAUACAGAGACAAACACUUACUUGCGAAUGGUGCCUGUUAUAUGAUAUCCAAAAGACGUGGUGCUGCGCUUUUUCCGUUAGCUGAAAUGAGCCGCCAAGCAUUCAUGACCCAUGGUGAAAGAAUUGAGUAUGGGGAAUAUGGUACCCAUCUAAAUCUCUACGCGUACGGUCAAGCAGGAUUUUCAAUUAAAGUUUCAAAGACGAGCAUUAUUAUUGGUGCACCUGGACUGUUACAGUGGACAGGUGGUAUCGCAACGUAUAAGUACUACAAGGAAAGCGAAUACUUGAGUUUACAGCCUACAAUUAAUCCUUAUUACACGUUAGACGUUGGACCAGAUGACUACUUAGGAUACAGUGUCGAGUCGGGUGUGUUUGAAAAUAAUGGUACAAUUUUAUAUGUAGCAGGAGCACCUAGAUCGAAGUCAGGAUAUGGACAGGUUCUUGUCUUCGAGCCGUCAUUUCGAGAAACAGAUCCCUUUAAAAUUAAAGCAAAAGUAUGUGGACCACAAUUAGGAGCAUACUUCGGUGCUAGUUUGUGCUGCACUGAUGUCAAUGGUGACGGUAUCACUGAUCUUCUCGUGGGAGCUCCGAACUUCGUCAGAAAAGAUGGCGUUGGUUUACAUUACGAUCAAGGCGCAGUCUUUGUCUAUCUUACUGAAAUUAAGGAGACAGACUUCAAUCUUAUCGCAGCUGAUUACGUUAGUGGUUCGGGAGAAAGUGGAGUUCGUUUUGGCAGUACAAUAGCAAAUUUAGGGGACAUAGAUGGCGACGGAUUUAAUGAUAUUGCUAUAGGAGCUCCAUGGGAAGACGACGGAAAAGGAGCUGUUUUCAUAUUCAGAGGUGGCAAAGAAGGUCUGAGACCGAAAUAUGUACAGAAGAUUGUGGUCAAAGAAGCACAAACGUUUGGUAUUUCCAUAUCUGGGGGUUACGAUAUUAAUAACGAUAAUUGUAACGAUUUAGCGAUAGGCGCUCAUAGUUCUGCUACAGCUUACGUUUUUAGAUGCACACCAACAAUGCAUGUAGAAGUAUAUAUAAAAGUACCAGAUGCAGUUAAUUUACAACAAGGUGCAACAAACUUUUCAGCAUUAUUCUGUGUUAAAUCAGCUGAGAGUAAAACGUGGCCACGCGCAAAAAUGGAUUUUACUGCGAAUAUAGCUAUUGAUCCAAUCGAAAACAGAGCAAGACUUAAGGGAGAUACGGAAUACGAAGUCUCUAUUCAACCAGGCAACGAGAAUUGUGACGAACAAGUUAUCGAAGUAAAGCCGACAGCCGAUUUAUCAAAACCAAUCUCCAUGAAAUUCAAUUUAGAAGUAAAAGAUUCGGAAGAUGGUUCCGACGAAUCCCACGAACAGUUUGCGAAAGUAUCAGAUGAUUCAGUUCUAGACACACUUUUCCGCAUUCAACUGAUGCGAGAUUGUGGUGAUGACGAAGAACUUAUUUGCAAGCCAUUUCUUGUCAUGAAUUUAAAUCCCUUAAGUAGUCCGUACAUUCCCGGGACAAAAGAUAAGCUAGGCGUAAAGCUUUCCGUUGUUAAUAUGGAAGAACCAUCAUUUGGAGCCAAAGUCCAUCUUACGUUACCUUCAUCACCUAAAAGGUUACCCAGGGAAUGUAGCUUAGAAGAAUUCAACGUCACAUGUGAUAUACCAUCUCCUUUAAAUCGGUUUGAGAUUGUUGAAUGGGAAAUAGAAUUGGAAUAUGCAUACAAGGAUACAACAGCAAAGGAAUUAAAGAUUGUAGCUAAUCUUAAUGAUCCAUUCAACAAUGAUACCGAUAUUGAUAGAAUUUCGAAAGAAAUGGUUAUUUUGAUAACACCGAAAGCAAAUUUCUCGAUAAGCGGGAAAGCGUUGCCGAACGCGACCAUUGCAGUAACAAGAGACAAAUUUAACGAGGCGGCCAAUGUGACUUUCGUUCAUUAUUUUGAGGUUACAAAUUUCGGCCCAUCGGAUUGGUUUCGCUUGCCAGUCCAAAUUACUUUGCCAGAUAAAGUGAAUCUGUCAAGUCGGAUCAAGGGAUGUGCUCAGGACGAAUCUCAUUGCGAAUGGAAUAUACCAGCCAAAGUUUCGAUGCCCGUCCUUCUCUCACUGAGAUUCAACUUGGCGGAUUAUGGUGAUUUCCUUGAGCAGCAAAAGAAUUUUAACAUAACCACGUUUAUGAUCAUUCAACUUGAAGGUCAAAAUAAGUCUUCCUCUAUAACAACAACGUUAAUCUUGGAACCAGCUCCACCUCUAUGGCCGAUUAUUCUGGGCUGUUUUGCUGGACUAUUGUUGCUAUCUCUCAUCGUGCUGGGGCUUUAUAAAUAUGGAUUCUUUUCAAGAAAUCGAUUAGAAGACUUCAAGAGGCUACAAGAACAGAAAACGACAUUAGAUGAAGGGAAUACAUCAACUAACGAGGGUUCGUCAUCAACCCCUGAAGCUUCAUCACAGGAACUAAUAUCAGACGAUUCAGACUGAGCGCCUCGAAGAAAUUAUUUAUUACUUAUGUCUAGUCUUCCGAAUUUAUUUUAGUACUCGAAGUAUAAAUGAUUAUACGGAUUUUUAAUUUUUGCUCAUUGAUGUAAUUAUGGAAUUAGUAAUAAGUUAAUUGUAAUUUUAGCUAUCAGCUGUUAUUUAUAUUAAAACGAUUUAAAAAAAUAUGAUAACAUAAGUUAAAGGGACGACAAAAUGCCAAAGCGAGAGAGACGAAGCAUUAGCCCCAAUCAAGCGGAAUCGUUUUGAAAUUGAAAGCGAUUUUGAUUACCUUUUGCCGAUUUUGAGGAUCUUGAAACUUGUAAUUUCUUUUGAACUCUCUUGAGUUUUCUUUUAAAGAUUUUUUGCCAGUAUCUAUUUUGUUUGGUUAGAUUUCUUUACUAAGUUUUUCGAACAUUACGCAAACAUAUUUAUCUUCUGUUUUGGCUUGGAUUGCACUUUGAUGAUGAUAUAAUGAUGAUGUCCAACUGACUUUCAAGCUUCACACGACUGUUAAAAAUGUCCAUCUCCUAGACAAAUAACCGUUAUAUUGGUUUUAUCCGCCAAAUCCUGUGCAUAUAUGUUUUUGCGUAUGUGUGUGUGUGCGUAUGCGUGUCUAUAUAUAAUAAUAGCUUUAAGCCCACCUUCUUUGAUUUUAUUUGUCUACACUAAAGUAUAUAUCAAAAGAUUCAUACUAAGCAAAACCAACAAUUUUUUAUUUGUGUC